Molecule: messenger RNA, 6283 nt
Organism: Labrus bergylta (ballan wrasse)
Lineage: Eukaryota; Metazoa; Chordata; Actinopteri; Labriformes; Labridae
Gene: sv2ca
Product: synaptic vesicle glycoprotein 2Ca
Biological process (GO): transmembrane transport; chemical synaptic transmission
Cellular component (GO): synaptic vesicle membrane
Molecular function (GO): transmembrane transporter activity
Source: RefSeq, a predicted model, not a curated record
UUCUUUCCCUCUCUCUCUCUCUCUCCUUUCCUGGAGUGCUGCAGCGAGGGAGGACUGACUGCAUCGAAAAGAAGCCCCACUGCCGUGCGCAAUUACCUCUGAUCUUAUUCUUACAGUAAAAGCCCACGAGAUUUGUUUUCUCCAUUAAGCCAAAGCGAAGUCGGAUGCAAUGGGUAACAGCUCAGUCCACUGCUCUCGCCAUAAAUGACGUUUGGCCGAUGAUUGCCACAGCCGUCCUGGUUUAUCUCCUGUGGUGACUGGGGACUCCAGAUUUUUCCUACCUGCUGUAUCUCGACGCUCACUGGUCUCACCACCUGCAAUUCCAGUUUAUACAAACCCCUCUUCCUUUUUUUUCCUUUUUUUUUUAAACUUCUAAGUAUUCUCUGAACCCCCCGUGAAGACCUACUGUUGGAGCCAAAAUGGAGGACACUUACAAUAACAGGACUUCACUAGCUAAGGGGGCCAAGGACAUGGUGAAGGAAGCCAAACGGCACACAGCAAAGAAAGUCAACAAGGUGGUGGACAGAGCCACAGAUGAGUACUCAUCCCACCGUAACUACAGUCGAUUCCAGGAUGAGGAGGAUGAAGAUGAAGAUUUCUACAGGAACCCACCAAGGCAGGACGGAGAGCGCUACAAUGACAACGAGGAGGGCUCCAGUGAUGCCACUGAGGGCCAUGAUGAUGAGGACGAGAUCUAUGAGGGCGAAUACCAGGGGAUCCCCUCUGCAGGAGACAGGAGGCACAAGGAAGGUCAGGUUGCAAUCGGGCAACCCGUGUCAGAUGCCACGCGAGACCGUAAGGGGUUAGAGGAGGAGAGGCAGGCCGACGAGGAGGAGCUGGCCCAACAGUACGAGCUGAUCAUCCAGGAGUGUGGACACGGGAGAUUCCAGUGGCAGCUCUUCCUGGUGCUUGGGCUUGCCCUCAUGUCGGACGGGGUGGAAGUGUUCGUAGUGGGCUUUGUGCUGCCUAGUGCAGAGACGGACAUGUGUGUGCCAAACUCCAGCUCAGGAUGGCUAGGCAGUGUUGUUUACUUGGGGAUGAUGUUUGGAGCGUUCUUCUGGGGCGGUCUGUCUGACAAAGUGGGACGCAGACAGUGCCUCCUCAUUUGCAUGUCCACAAACGGCUUCUUCGCCUUCCUGUCAUCUUUUGUCCAGGGAUACGGCCUUUUCCUCCUCUGCCGUUUCGUGGCAGGCUUUGGGAUAGGGGGCGCUGUGCCAAUCGUUUUCUCCUUCUUUGCAGAGGUGUUGUCCAGGGAGAAAAGAGGAGAACACCUCAGCUGGUUAUGUAUGUUCUGGAUGAUUGGAGAGAUCUAUGCAUCUGCUAUGGCCUGGGCAAUCAUACCACACUACGGUUGGAGUUUCAGUAUGGGUUCAGCCUACCAGUUUCACAGCUGGAGGGUGUUUGUGGUUGUCUGUGCGCUGCCAUGUGUUUGUGCUGUGGUGGCACUUACCUUCAUGCCUGAGAGUCCCAGGUUCUAUCUUGAGGUGGGGAAGCAUGAUGAAGCCUGGAUGAUCCUCAAACAGAUACAUGACACCAACAUGAGAGCACGAGGGCAACCAGAGAAAGUCUUUACUGUAAACAGGAUCAAGAUCCCAAAACAGCUGGAUGAACUGGUAGAAAUGGAGUCAGAGUCUGGUAACCCAGUGUCAAAGGUUUUCUUCAGGAUAAAGGCUGAAAUACAUGGGAUCUAUCUGAAUCUCAUGAAGUGCUUCAACUACCCUAUGCGAGAAAACAUGAUGCGACUUGCCAUAGUGUGGUUUACCCUCUCAUUUGGGUAUUAUGGCCUUUCAGUCUGGUUCCCUGAUGUCAUCAAACAUCUCCAGGCAGAUGAGUAUGCUUCCAAGGUGAAGAUCCACAACAAUGAACGCAUUGAAGAUUUCACCUUUAACUUUACCCUGGAGAACCAGAUACACAGAAAUGGCCUCUUCCUCAAUGACCGAUUCAUCAAUAUGAAGCUGAGGUCCGUCACCUUCAUAGACUCAACCUUUCGAAACUGCCACUUUGAUGAUGUGACAUCGGUCGGCUCCUUCUUCCGUAACUGUACUUUCAUUGAUGCUGUUUUCUUCAACACAGACAUUGAUGACUCCAAGUUAAUAGAUGGCACUGAGGUGAUCAACAGUACAUUCACACACAACAAGAUAGGAUGCCAGAUGACCUUUGAUGACGACUACAGUGCUUAUUGGGUUUACUUCAUCAACUUCUUGGGGACACUGGCAGUUCUGCCUGGCAACAUUGUGUCCGCCCUUCUCAUGGACAAAAUUGGACGUCUGUCCAUGUUAGGGGGCUCAAUGGUCCUUUCAGGCAUUAGCUGUUUCUUCUUGUGGUUCGGCACCAGCGAGUCUAUGAUGAUUUUCAUGUUGUGCCUUUACAACGGCCUGAGCAUCUCUGCCUGGAAUUCUCUGGAUGUGGUGACAACUGAGUCAUUCCCGACAGUUAGGAGAGGAACAGGCUUUGGAUUCUGCAACGCUCUGUGCAAGCUGGCUGCAGUCAUGGGGAACCUGAUCUUUGGUUCUCUUGUCGGCAUCACAAAGUCCAUCCCGAUCCUCAUGGCCUCAUCUGUGCUCGUUGGGGGAGGCCUGGUUGGACUGCGGUUACCUGACACCAGGGCAAAUGUUCUCAUGUAACACGAGCUUCAAAUGGAUCAGCUGGAAUAAAGUCUGGGUAAAACCUGGGCAUGUCGGAAAGGAUGCCCAGGGAGUGUUGAGGAAGGAGUGCAAAUGGCUUGGUUCACAAUUUUUUGAACACCAUUAAUUUCAUUCAGCUAAACUACUUUAAGCCCGCUUCGGAUAUCAUUAGAUCAUAAAAUGGCCCAUUAUCAGUUGAUAUCAAUACUAUUACAAUGAUUCAGAUUGGGCUAACUGCACCUUCCAGUUGGCCAGAAGAUGUAUAGUAAUCUGUAAGAAUAUAAAAAUGUCUGCAGUGUCAGGUGACAUUUUACCAAACCAUUGUUUUGAACGUGAAACUAAACACGAGGUAAACAUUGUGUAACAGUUAGAGUUUGGUUCAGUUCACUCACCAAAUCUGCAGUGUUAGGUUCAGAAAAAAGGGGUUUUGGUUUUCUGUGAACUUCUAGACUUUAGUGUGCUCCCAAAUUUUUAAGUGAUGUUAAUUAUAUCUGUGGAAAUUACAUAAAUUUAACUUUUGGUCUCACACAAGUAACAAACUGCUAUCACCUUGGUCUGUCAAACCCUGUCUGCUUGUAAGACCAUCCAUUCAACCCAACCCACUCUUUCUCAUUCUUUGUACUACUUCUCCCGACUUUCUAUGUUUUGCUACCAUACAAUUACUACAGCCACUAGGCGUCACAGCCUUAAUGUAAAUAUGGUCUGUUUUACCUUAGCAUAAGAUGAUUACAGCCGACUUAUUUAAAAAGCAGGUACAGAAGAGCCCUUCUACCUCAUAUCCAAUUGCAAUGACAAUUGAUCACAGCCAUUUAAUGUGCUCAUAACACCAGAAUUGGCUGGUACCCCUGAUAAAGCUGGUUAGCCGUCCGACUUUCUCAAGUGUUUUUUUUGCCUAUAUAUUAUACGAGACAUCAUCAAUCAUCAUAUCAUACAAAGUAGUUAAAUUCUUGUAGGUCAUCAGUAGGUGAAGCUACUUUGUGUAUGUUUUGUCUGAUGACUUCAUAUGACAGAGUUUGCACAGGUUGGUUGGGUUCAGUGACUGGUUGAACCUUCCAGCUGCAGCGUGUGUGGAGUCAUUGCAUAAUGGCUGCUCAAGCCUUUUAAUAUUGAUAUGGUCUUAUUAAGACGAGCCAGAUGGGGAGAAAAGGGAAAAACAAGCUGUAAUGAGCAGUCAACCUGCUGUGUUGGAAGUUGGGAAUAGAUGAUUAGACAGAGUGGUCACACCACACAGCUGUAUGACAGCUGGCAUGUCCACAGGAUCAGCAAACACAGGAUAUGUUUUAUAGAAGAAAGUCAGCUUACACAAGUAUUUAAAAAACACAUAGGUAUACUACAUGUGCAGAUACAUGUUUUAAAAUAGACUGAUAUUAACAUAUACCUAUACUUCAGACAUCAGCAAUCUAAUCAAAAUAUAUUUUUUAUAUAGUAAGCCAAGCCCUUUGCAUUACUUACGCAACCAGGAAUCAAUAAGGCCAUAUUGAAAAACUGUCUUCAACCAAGAAUUCUAUGGUAUGUUGUAUUUGCAGCUGCUAUUUAUAAUUUUAUAAUUUUAAACGUUGUGACUCCAUGUCCUCCAUCACGUGUUGUACUAUUUUUUAAAGGCUCUCUAAUGAGCUCUCUUUUAGAUUUAGCUUUGUGUUGGAUCUCGCUCGUGGAAGUGAUGUUAAGCAAGACAAGUCAUGCUGCUUCCUUUUCAAAAUACUGAAUGGCCUUUUUAUAAAUGUGCCUCUCCUUAACUGGAGCAGUCUGCUCAGAGUCAUGUGUCUAAAGGAUAUAAGAAUCAGACAGAAACUAUUCUGCAGAAAAAAAGACCUUAUAAUCAUGGCUUUUUGGGUAUAUUUGUGAAUUAUGUGAUCUAAAUAGAAUAGUUUAUUUGGCUGUCAAUUCAUUUUUUACUGAAUCUCUUCUGUUACUCACAUUUUGAUGCUUUAUUAUAUGUGAAAGGUCUAUCGUAAUUAGACAUCCACUUGUUACUAUAAAACAAAAUGAUGUCUAAUUAAAAUAAAAAAAUUAAAAAUAUCCCUUUAAGGGGGCUAAUUGGUUCAUGAUGGAAAAUGUUUACCGAAGGAAAAUAUUGUAAUUUUGACCUUGUAUCUGAAAUCAUUUGGCAAAAUCUAAACUGAAAUAUAUUUGCAUAUCUGCUUUUUAAUAGCAAACAACUACACAACUUUAAUAUCAAGCUCAGCUCCAAUCUUUAGUAUAUUUUAUGACUAAAAUCUAACUUUGCCAAAAAUCUCACACUUGAAAACAUGACCUACUUUGUAUUAAUUGUUUUGUAUCAUGUCUUUCAACAUUAAACCCUCAAUGCAUACUUCUAAAUAUAAUGAUACUAAUAGAAUUAACUAGAUGGAGAAAGUGAUGAUACAGUCAUGUUGCUAUUUUAAAAGUGUUAAGUUACCUCCAAGGAUCUAAAUGAUUACUAACAUUUUCCAGUUUUGUGUAUUCAUUUCUUCCUAGCCUUGUUAUAUUUUCAGUGGCUAAUAGCCUGUGUCUUCCUGCUUUUCUCUGUGUUUCUUGUGUGUGAUUGCAGCGUAGAGGUAGUUUUCCCUUGCUCUGCAGUUGGCUCUGUCAAGGCAACUCAACACACACACAAAAAAAAACAACCUGCAGGCUUCUAAAAUGGGCCUGUAGAGACCCAGUGUGUGUUAAUAAUUUGUAAGAAAAUAAACAAGAGUGUUGGACAUGUGCAACAGAUAUUUUGAUUAUAUGAUUUCAAUAUUUUUUUAAAGAAAGUUAUUGUUCACAUACUUGAUAAAUGCAGAUAUAGAAAGUAAAGACUAUUUAGCAGAGUCAAUCAAACGUAACUGACUUCUGCCUAAGAACAAACACUGAAGAAUUGAUCUGUUGCGAAUAUAUGGCAGAUUUUCUUGUUGUGAUAUAUUUUGGAGAAAGUAUAUUACCUGUGAUGUUUGAGGUGUGUGGGGUAUUGCUUAUAUGUACUGUAUUUAAGUGUGUGGGCAAGUGUGUCAAAGAAAGAGUUCUGUAUGUGAGUGUGGACCUGUGUGUGGAUGCAUGAGUGUAUAUACUGUACAUAUCAAAGCUGAUAUUGGUGGACGUCUGGGUUCGAUGUGUAAAAGCUGUGUCUCCUGCUUUGUCCAAGCUAUAAGUCCAUCUACCGUAUCUUUGUUGUACAUCCCUGUGUGUCCCCUCUUCACCUGCUACUCUGUGUGUGUGUGUGUGUGUGUGUGUGUGUGUGUGUGUGUGUGUGUGUAAGCUUGCAUGUAUGUUAGAAAACGUAUGUUCUUUUGUGCUCAACUUUGUGUUCUUAUUGUAAAGUCUUCUUCUGGCAGAAAAAAAGUUGGCAAUAUUCUGAUUUUUUUGUUGAGGAAAAAUGUGAAUGUAUCACUCUUGUAAGUUCUGUUCAUCCAUAUUAUGGAGAUAAUCAAAUGUAUGUGGAGAACAAAGUUGUACAAGUCAUCCUAGCUGGCCCUAUCAUGAAGGGACAGUCAGGAUGACUCAAUCGUACUGAGGUCCAUAAGUGUGAUAACUAUGUGGAGAAAUACUUGCCAAAUGAUGCCCUGCAAAUAAUGUUUGAAACAGGAAAGGCGGGGACUGCAGAUCAUGCUGCUUUUGAACUCAUAUACAAUAAAAUUUAUGUUCUCUAGCAAAACUGCUGUGCUUUUGUUUGAAAACAAUUAUGAUAAAGCUUCUCACACUGU